This is a messenger RNA of Porites evermanni, 14153 nucleotides long. The record is from the annotation of a GenBank genome assembly. NCBI's taxonomy places the organism in Eukaryota, Metazoa, Cnidaria, Anthozoa, Scleractinia, Poritidae.
AUGAAACCUUUCACCUGUAUUUUGUUCAACCUUUUGUGGUCUUGCUGUGCCGCAGAUGUCUACUUGCACAAUCCUCGAGGAACGAACAAUCGUUUAAACGAGAGGUCAGCAGAAAGAAGGAAUGCUAACAGGCUGUUUGAUUCACAGGUAAUCAGUUUAUAUUCAUAGUGUUUUCGCUCUCCUUACGUUUAAAGGACCGUAAUCUUGUAAAUUAUGUUUUUCAUGGUUCAUCAUGUGGACAUGAAUUAUGGAAAUACCCGAGGCGAUGCUGUUGUUGAUCGAUCGUUGCUCCGUUUCCAAAACUUCUCGUCAGUGCUAGUUUGGCUGAUCAGAGUGCUUUCUGUAAACUUGAAUCUUUUGACAGUUUUUGUAUCUCAUUUCCUAAAUUAUGUGUCUAUUCAUGGUCAAUUUACCGUCGAAACGAAUUAUGCAUAAAUUAAAACAAGCUUUUCAAACUAUUUAGGAAGGUUUCACCAAAGUUUUUAACAAAAAAAAAAAUUAAAUCCUUCAUGAACUUUCCAGAGGAUACUGCACUCCGCUUAGCAUGUUAACAGAAAAAAACAGUGGGCAAACAAUGUGUUUUGGCAAUUAUUGCACUAACAUCCAGUAGCUGGUUUUGCUGCCAUGUUUCAGUGCUGUUGUUACGCUGCCAAAGCCAGUUAAUUUGAAUAAAUGUUACGUCAAACCAACCCCACCCCACCAAGGUAGGUGGGUUAACCCACCAUGAAAUGUUUAAAUGUCAAUUCAAAAUGUGACUCUGGUUCAGAGGGUUACCCUUAUGAUAUGGCAGACCAGGUAACCAAGAUGCCAGGAAACCUAUACAUGUGACCAAGAUUAAAAUGAAAGAUUUUGUAAACAGUAGGCUUCCUGGCUUUACCCAUGGUCCUCCACCACAGAAUUUAAUAUAUGUAAACAGGCCAAUCGUGUGCACAUUUUUGCAAAUUCCCAUGACAUGUUGCUCUUAAAGUUUGACUUGUUGAAUAGUUUAACUGGUACCAUAUGGGCCUGGCAUGGGACACAAUGUUGCAGGAUGCCAUGUACAUGUACAUUGUACCUUCAAGUAAUUAUUGUUGUGCAGUUUGUAUCUGCUAUGGAAUCAACAGCGGAGCCGAUCAGAGACAUGCAACAGCAACAGUUCAUUGCAUUUGAGCAUUAGAGGAGACAAUUAACAAAUACAAUGUACCUACAACAGGUGGGGAUCCACACUGGUUUCCACCAUUUUAUGAAAUUCAGUCAGAUUUUUAAUAAGUAAAUAUAUUUUAAUAAAAAUAAAACUUUCCAAGUUGAAAUCUGGCCAAUAUCCUUUCUGAAUGACUCAGAAACCCAGGGAAGGACUUUGGGCAGUUAAAAUCCAGCAUGUGGUUUGCCCUGGAUCAAACCUCCCUAGAAGCUUGCGCCUUCAAUGCUUAUUUAAGAAAUUGGUCGGUAUUCAUCCUGGAUCCUUGCCUGUGUUUUUUUUGUUGCUGCAUUUCCCUGCUAGACAUUCCAGUGACUGUUUUCCCUUUCCCCAAGUGGGAAACAUAGCAGUUACUCACUGAUUUAUGAUGUAGAUAUGUUGGUCAGUGUUUGCCCAUAUUAAUUUUAUUACAUAUAUAUGUAUAUAUAUAUAUGAGGUAAGUUGUUGUCCGCUGGAACUCUUCCAGGGUACGUGGUAAUCAACCAAAAUUGUUGGAGAUUAAAGCAAUGUGCUUUAAAAUUGUGAUAAUACAUGUCUAUCAUUAUGACUUAUUCAUGUUAAUUGUCAUGUCAUAUCAAGCUCAUCAGGGAUGUGCUGAGAGAGCCUCAUUUGAUGUCAGUUAGAGUGAAGCUGCACUUAAAUAAUUUAAAUGUGAAGUUGUUCCUUUAACAUAGUCAGUGUUUCAGGCAUUAUGGAUGACCUUUUUAUGUUCACUGUUUAGUGUAAUGGGUAAUCUUAAUCACAGUUGCUACAGAUCAGGAAAUGGUCAGGGAAAAAAAUUCUUCAAGGACAGGGAAAAGUAAGGGAAUUUCCCUUCAAGUUAGGGAAAUUGAAUUCUUUGGAAGAAGUCAGGGAGAAGUUAUAUUUUAAGAGUACAUAAUAUAUUCUUUUCCCUCUUCCUUAAUUGUUUCUAACAUUUAAAAAUCUCUUUUACGUUUUACAGACAUGAAUCAUGUUGUAUUGGUAGAAUAUAUAAUAUUAUUGUUCAUGAAAUUGAACAAGUUGUUAAUGAACUACAUUUGUAUCAAUUUUUUGCAAACUGCACCUGAAUUGCUGAAAGCAUAGUAAAUGGGUGGAUAGAAUGGCUUUGAGGGGAGCAUUGUCUCCAUUGCCGGGACUUAUUUUCUUAAUUUGUUAUAUAUUCCAUUGGUCAGGGAAGUUUCACAUUUGUCAGGAAAAGGUCAGGGAAAAGUCAAGGAAUUUCAUAAACCUCUGGCUGUGGCAACCAUAUUAAAAUUGUACACAUGCAAGUGGGACAUUGUUGUAGUCAGCCAUGUUGAAUUUUGUUGAAUUUGAGAAAAUAAGAAAGAUUGGCAUCUAGACUCUUCAACAUCAUAUCAUCAUAAUCAACAUCAUCAUCAUCAUAAUCAUAACAAUCAUUAUCAUCAUCAUUAUCGGUGCCUACAAAAUGGAUUUACAUGUAUUACCCAAUUAUUAUUAGUAGUAUACCUAUUAUCUAUUUAGAUGAGGCUAGUUUGUCUUUAUUUUCUCAUUCUCUUUCAUUUUCUUUUUCAGAAUAACAACCGUGGUGGAUACAAUGUUGGAGACAAAACUGACAAACCAGCCACCACUGCUGCUAAUCAAUUUAAUAUGGUACGUACAUGUAGUACAGUGUUGCCUAUAAUAUGUAAUAAUAAUCAGGGUUUGCAAAUUUUAUUGAUGAGUGGAGUCACUGUGACUUCUACUUCACAAAUUUUGGAGUCAUUUUGGAAUAUUCGGAGUCAAGUAUCACAACAAAAAAAGCCAUUUUCAGACUUUUCAGCACGUCGUCCUGGCAUGUAUACACUAUCGUGAAGGAUACACGAAGUAGCUGUGGCGGUCCACUGACCUGGAAAGCUCAAAUCCAUGAUGGCGGUCAUUGAGUAAACUUUGAUCGUAAUUUACUCUCCUCCUGUUUUGUCGUGCAGCAUAAUUCUUUAAUUUUGAUGUUUUAAUUAAGGUUUACAACGUUUACAAUUAACGUAAAUUGUAUUUGUUGCGAAAAAGGUAAGGACAAAACUGUCAUUGUUACCGAAAAUUUCUGGAGUCGAAGUGGCUCCCUGUUUGUUACCGAAAAUUUCUGGAGUCGAAGUGACUCCCUCCGUAACCUCUGUGGAGUCAUCUGAAGAAUUUUGGCGUAAAAUACGCCAAAUUUGGCGUAUUUGCGAACCCUGAAUAAUUUAUUGCUUUAUUCUUCAUUUAAAAAUUUGGUUCUUAUUUCCAUGCAGCUCCUGCAUGUACAAUCAUUAACUUUGGAAAGGAACGUUUUUGUGGCAAUAAAUUUCUUGCAAGAAUGCAACUCCUUGGCUUUUUUCCAUGCUUCAAUCAUGUAAGCUGUAUGUCAAGCAUUAAAAUAAAUCAUUAAAUAAAUAAAUAGAUAAAUAAAUAAAAAUUAAAACAAACAAACGAUAGGAAAGCAAUACGUGUACUAGUAACAAGUGGCAAUAAAUAGGCAGUUUCCCUCAAAAAGAUUUGAGGAAAGACUACAUACUUUUGAUGAGUAGGAUAGGAAAAGCAGGACUGUGCAUGUAAACAUUUGGACUUAUAUGUGCAAAUCAGUUAUGUGCAUACCAAAAAUAAUUUUUUGUAAUUUAAUUUUACAAGACAUGUACUUCUGAGUCUGCCUGUGUUGCUGUUGAUCUGUUUAGUAUGUCCAUUAUAUAAGAGCAAGCAUAGCUACGCCCUUCACGUAUAAAAAAAUUGGAUUAUACAGUAUCCAGGAUGGCUUCUUUAACUCUACUGAACCUAAAAUACUUUGCAGAAAUUUUUUCAAAGUGGAUUCACAGGCAAAUCAUUCCUUACAUUCGAGUGGACCAAUCAACACGGAUCUGGUGGAGAUGAUGACACGAACCCUCAUAAGAUGAACAGUAACAUUGUUUUACAGUUCAAGUGUCAGUCAGAUCCUGGAAAGGUCCAGACUCUUGAAACGUUGCGCAAUGGUAUAAAUACAAACACGCCCAAGUUCACUGCGUCCAAGAAGGCAGAUGAGACAGAAAAUGAAUACAAAGCACGCAAGGCUAAAGAUAUGGACCAGAAUAGAGGCAUGCAUGAAUCUUGGGAGUGGUAUGAUAAGUGCAGAAGGAGGGAGAGGAAUCAGGGUGAGAAUCUCGAGCUUAACUCUAGCGGUAGCCUAGGCCACAGGUGGAACUUAACUUCUGGUUAAACCCGUCUACGAGCUGGUGUUGAAAUCUUCGUUCUGGGCCCCCAGCUAUGUACAAUGUUAUUGUACCAGGAUUAGAGUACGUGCUAUGAUUGGCCGAUUAAAAAUACCACUGUCGAUUUGCCAAUCAGGUUGAAGGGAAAUUCGAAAGGCAUUUCGGUAACUCGUUGGGUCCGUUGGGUACUAUGUACCAGAAGAAGGGUUAGAUUACGUUACUCUCCGACGCCUGCUAUUCUUGGGGUAGCUUAGGGGAAAAUUUAUUUAUACCACAACAUGUGUUCAGUGCUCAUGUAUCCAGCAAUAGGUUAUUAGCCUUUUCUAUGCUAUAAGAUAGUAAAAACACCUUCGCCCUAUUUUCGCACGACCUUGUUUUCGCGACUUUCCGACCUUCUAAUAGCCUGACACAGACUCCCAACUGGUUACCCCGCAAGUAGCCUGCGUAGCAGGCGCUUGGAAGUAACGGCAAAGGAAAGAACGGGGCGCGAGUGAGAUACACGCGUGUUUCCCUCGCGCGCCUCGUUCUUUCUUGCGCCCAUUACUUCCAAGCGCCUGCUACGCAGGCUACCCCGCAAGCAAGGUUAGGCAGGGGCUCCUGGCUAAGGUCAGUCUAUUUGGGUUGAGCUACUGUGGGUCCCUGCUCCAUCCAUUUUUAUUGUGGCCCCUCCCUCCUAGCCUGGCCUGCGGGCACUGACAAACGUAUUUCAAGUCGGUCGCUUCUCUCCACUCUUUUUGGGUGGAGAGAGCGACGACCGGAAAUACGUCUGUGUCCGCAGGCUACUCUCCUCCUGGAGGUCUAAACGUACGUAGUGUGACGAGGAAAAUGGUACAACUUGUUGUCGGUUAUUCUGCUAAAAGUGAGAAAAAUUGAUUACCUUGUCAGAAUUUUUUCAUUUUUCAAGAAAGUUGUUGCUGAAGAGAGCCGUUCCGGCGGUUUUUCCCUACAAAUGAAAAUGCUCGGGAUCUAAUCUGUUUUAAUCUUGCUUAUUUUCGUUACUAAGUUAAGUGUAACCUUGAUUUCGAAUAGGUCUGUUUACUGCUGAUCAAAAGCUUGCAGGGAAAGAGAGUAUCUUCACACGUCAGAAUCCCACAGGAACGCGGCGGGGAUAUGAGUGUCCAGAGGAGAGAGAUUAUUACCCAUACUGGCAUCCUAUAGAUUGGAAGGAUAUUGCAGUGUUGACAAGUGAUGUUUCACGGUGUGAAUAUUACAAGAAACACAGCUUUAAUGUUGAGCCUAAAGGUUGGUCCUAUCUUCUAUCUUGUUGUAUGUAAUUUUUGGCGGGAUCUAAUUAUUGCGAACUCCGCGGUUUUUUUGAUGUUCCGAAAAAGAAAAGGUGCCGUGAUUAAACCCGCGAAAAAUUGGUGCACGAAAAUUCACUCCUUUCCUACACGUACAUGUACUUGCAUAUUUCUGAAAUAUAAUUUAACUUACAAGCUGCAUCUUUUAAUGCUUUGGACUCUCUAAUGGAUGUCACAGGUAAUGAGCUGCUCAGGGAAAAUAAAAGCUUUCAAAGCCAGGGAAAAAUCAGGGAAUCAGUGUUUUCAGUCAGGUAGAAUUUUAGGUCACAGUGCAUCGGCGAAUCCAAGCCUUCAGGUAACCGGGAGGUCUUCUUAUAAGAGUGACGUCCUCGCUCUUGGAAAUUAUUUGGGGCCAUUUAUACGAGGGACAACAAUGGAUUGCUCUUCCUCAACGCUAACAUAAUGUACAAAAUGUAGUCUUAAUUACUUGCGGCAACCUCCUCUAACGGCCUGACCUCUAGACAACGGAGCCAGUUAGUCCAGGCGUUCCCUCCUCUCUCCCUCUUCCUGUCUUCCUCCUUAUUGUUUUUCCUCCCUCUGAUUUCUGAGCGCGCGUAAAAAUCACCUCACGCGAGAAAGGCGAGACGGGCGAGGGGAGAGAAAAACGCGAGCUCGCGUUUCGCUCGCUCUACUACACCCGAGGAAAAAUAGGGACUAUUCGUUGACUACUAGUAAAUUGAAUUAAGUACAUGAAAAUGUCGGCGUCUGAAUCAAUUAGGAAUGCCUGUUUCAAUUUGGAACGGCUCAGCCAUUCUUCCCGCCUAGCCUAGCCCGACCGGGAAUUUUGACUUUGGAUCGACUUUAGGAGCGGCUUUGAUUCAGACGCCGAACUUCUUAUGUAUCGAGCCUAAUACAUAAAUUGUUAUAACGUUUUUUGUUAGCAGUUUUUCCGAAAAGAGCUUUUUUCUCCUUUUGUAUUUUGUUCGGUUGGAAUUAAGAUCGGCGUCUGAAUCAAUUCAGCUGAUCUAAAUCAUUUGGGUCGGCCUCAGUUCGAAUAAGCUUCGGCUCAUGAAAAGUUCGGCGUCUGAACCGGGCCUUAGAGUGUUUUCCAAAAGUCAGAACUGGCUGGCCAGUUCGUUAUUUUGAAAAUGACGUUUAGUAUUUUCUCGAAAUUUUUACUGAAACCCAUCACUGCCGUGCUCACUAUUUAAGAAUGAACUGAGCUAGCUGGAUAGUCCUGGUUAAUAGUGGAAUUCUCCUCUGUAACCAAGAAAUUGCUUAAAAUGCAUUCUCCCCAAAAGGGAGAUGUGUCCCCACUUCUCGUAAAAGACCUCCUGCAGUUCGACUCUCGCAAGAGACCAUCUCGUGUAAGCGACCACCAACUCUUUGCCUUUUGGGUUUUCGCUUACUCUCCGGGAUUUUCGAUUGUAUUUAAAUUGAGGAGGAUUCCUGACUGGAAAAUUUCUUUUGACCAACAGGAGAGUGUGUAGAGCAUUAUCCAAGCGGCGCGCGCAAGCAUUGGUCGAGGCACAAUAAUGCAAAAGAUUGCACAGAAAAUGGCGGGAAAUGGAUGACAUUUACAAAUUUCCUGGACAAAGUAAAGCAUUACAAUACAAAACAAAAAUGUCUCUCGCAAGGGGAUCGCUUUGUUUGGGCUAUUCCUCAUGGUGAUGACAAGCCAAUGUGUUUAGCUAAAUUGGAUGAACCUUAUUGUGGCCAAGGUCCGUGGACAAGAGACAAUCACCUUGGUAACACACCCGAAGGUGUGGCACCAAAUUUUACCUGGACGAUACCUUUGUUUCCUUCUGGUGAAGCUCAAAUAUGUAUCUUUAGAAUAAGGUUAGCACCCAAANCGAACUUCUUAUGUAUCGAGCCUAAUACAUAAAUUGUUAUAACGUUUUUUGUUAGCAGUUUUUCCGAAAAGAGCUUUUUUCUCCUUUUGUAUUUUGUUCGGUUGGAAUUAAGAUCGGCGUCUGAAUCAAUUCAGCUGAUCUAAAUCAUUUGGGUCGGCCUCAGUUCGAAUAAGCUUCGGCUCAUGAAAAGUUCGGCGUCUGAACCGGGCCUUAGAGUGUUUUCCAAAAGUCAGAACUGGCUGGCCAGUUCGUUAUUUUGAAAAUGACGUUUAGUAUUUUCUCGAAAUUUUUACUGAAACCCAUCACUGCCGUGCUCACUAUUUAAGAAUGAACUGAGCUAGCUGGAUAGUCCUGGUUAAUAGUGGAAUUCUCCUCUGUAACCAAGAAAUUGCUUAAAAUGCAUUCUCCCCAAAAGGGAGAUGUGUCCCCACUUCUCGUAAAAGACCUCCUGCAGUUCGACUCUCGCAAGAGACCAUCUCGUGUAAGCGACCACCAACUCUUUGCCUUUUGGGUUUUCGCUUACUCUCCGGGAUUUUCGAUUGUAUUUAAAUUGAGGAGGAUUCCUGACUGGAAAAUUUCUUUUGACCAACAGGAGAGUGUGUAGAGCAUUAUCCAAGCGGCGCGCGCAAGCAUUGGUCGAGGCACAAUAAUGCAAAAGAUUGCACAGAAAAUGGCGGGAAAUGGAUGACAUUUACAAAUUUCCUGGACAAAGUAAAGCAUUACAAUACAAAACAAAAAUGUCUCUCGCAAGGGGAUCGCUUUGUUUGGGCUAUUCCUCAUGGUGAUGACAAGCCAAUGUGUUUAGCUAAAUUGGAUGAACCUUAUUGUGGCCAAGGUCCGUGGACAAGAGACAAUCACCUUGGUAACACACCCGAAGGUGUGGCACCAAAUUUUACCUGGACGAUACCUUUGUUUCCUUCUGGUGAAGCUCAAAUAUGUAUCUUUAGAAUAAGGUUAGCACCCAAACGGCUUUUUACGCUGUAGGGGAUUAAAACGAAACAAAAGCAAAAACAGAAUCAAUGAUGCUUAAUAGUGUUCAUCGUUUUCAAACGCCUGGUUUUGUUGCCAGUCUAAGAAAAAUUCCAAAGAUCGCCCUUAAUUCCAUGUUGUGAGACAAUGAAAAAUUGGCUUGCUGUAUUCCCUCUCUUAAAUCCCGCCAGCUGCUGAAAAAACACACACGAACUUAUAAAAGUCCUGCUGAUGAUGUUUCACUAUACCAUUAUUAGUAAAGGAGAUUUAUUAGAUUAUGGUUUAUGAAGGCCGUCGAACAACAAAGUUGAAAAAAACGGAGCUGUAGUUUAUGUUGGAAGCUCCCUGACCUUGCACAAUCCUUUGUUUUUUGUUCACAAAUUGUGACUGAAUAAAUUGAUGCGAUCUUUCUAUCUAAUUGGUCAGUAAGUUCAAAAACAUAGGAUUGCUAUUUAUUAUUGUCAGAUCCCAAAAAGCUAACAAAAACCUAUAGAAAAGGAGUCGAACGGGUUUCAUAACCAUUCCACUUUAAUAACCAUGAAUGAACUGAAUGAUCACAUCACAAGAUUUCGUCUCUAGAUUCUCAAUCAGAUCGUCUUAUUAGCUAAUUAAGGUUUGUAUUACUUAAGAUUUUUACAAUGCGUAUGCAUACAUGUACAUGUGUAAUUUCAAUGACUUUUACCCUUAUUUUAUAGAUAUAACAUAUCCACAGAUGACUAUGAUGGCUGGAAAACUAAUUCUUCUUAUAACAAUGAGUAAGUUAAUCGUUAUCGUAAAGUGUUAAUUUGUGCGCAUUUUACUGAGUGGAAGGUGCUGCGUUCUUUUGUGUGGCGCUUGUAAGGCUAAAUCUAUAUGGAGAAAGUUGCCUCGGGAAACAGGGUCAGACUUCCAUCCUAGUCAACUUAAGCGAGCGUUUAUAUGAGGAAAAAGAUGACCACUUUAACCGAGCCAAGAGCUGAAAACAGCGCUCGUGCAUGCUCUGAUUGUCUUGCCUUGACCGAAUUGACCCGGCUGUGUGUGCCGAAGUGUUUACAAGGAGAAAAGUUGGCCCGGCCAGGAGGGUGACCCUUCUAGUCCAGCAGCCACACCCAGAUUUUUAGCAUAACCUUGCAGGCUCUUUCAUACAAAGUUUUUUCACAAAUUACUAAAGUACUAUGAAGGGUCUUUCAAAAUCCACCUGAUGACACCUCGUAACCUUUGGGCAUCACGAGAUAUUAAGGGAUAAUUUUCACUGAGGCAUGAACUGGAUGUAGGCUUCCUUUCUUAGGGUGCCCAAACCUGGUCUAGUGUCAUAGUACGUUUGAAUACUCUAAAGGACCAUGUUGUUUGUUUAGAGUACACUAAAAAAACAUUUUAUAGGAAAUCUUAUUUGAAAAGUUGUUAAAGCCUUGCGAAAUUAAGUACGGCUAACAACUAAGUUCUUUGUGUGAUUCAAAAGUCCGACUAAGUCGUCUUAGGACGACAACUGUAACCACCAAGUAGCGGAAAUUUUGAUCGCUAUUUAUGACGUGUCAAACCGUCUUGUAAAGUCCUGUCUAGUGUGUAAUAUUCCGAGUCAAGCGCCUUAACAGAAUCUGUUCCUCAGGAGAAGAACAUCUUGAAUCUGAAUGUUCGUGGAAAGAGGGGAAACAUUGUGCAGGUCAGUUGCUGUUUAUCUGAAGGUUUUUAUUUUUUCUAAACCUUUAGAUGACAAAUUACAAAAAUAAACGUACAUUCAGCAAUUCUUUGAUGACGGUGAGUAUUAUAAGGAGAAUUUGCAGUUCGAGGAGGGUGUUAUCCGCCGACAGCAAAGGUACUAUAGUGCCUCAUGUCAUAUCUUUUUCGAAUCCAGCACAGUGCAGUUGUAACUGUUUAGUAUUCUUUAAAAAUAUUUUGUUCUUCAAAAUAUACUUAUCUCGAUCCGUGUAUACUUCUCGUCUUUAUGCGCAGUUUUAGAAUGUGAAUGGGUGUUAGGCGUAGCAGAUAUUCCUCAUCCUCUACAUCCGGCGAGCGGAAUUGUUUUUACAGUCUUAGCUAUGAAUUUAAGGCAGUACUUCUUUCUCUCUUCUCUAGCUCAACACUGUCAAAAACUAAGAAACUGCGUCUUGCGUCCCCUUUUCUGUCGAUAACAAUUCGAUUGACGUUUAUGGAUUUUUUUAAAAAAAUAAUUUCCAAACGUUUUUACUUGAAAAAGUACCGCACUACCCUGGUGGUUUUGUACGCUGUAUGGGAUGGGCAAUGCAAGGAAGCGCUAGUGGGCGUAACAGCCGUGAGGAGAAUGGGGUGGAAACUCGCAGCUUCGCUUUUCAUUUACGCACUCGCGAAACAAAACCCCCAGCUACGCUGGCUGGCUAGCAGCGGACAACUUCUGUACAAAACAAGAUAAAAAAAGACAAUGUUUCUUUGGAGACUACCACGUACGUAGUACAUCAACUUCAUUCAAAAAAUAGAAAAGCUCAUCUAUUGAAGGGGCAAACCUUCUUAGUUUAAAUCAAAUGAAUGCUGUUUUUUUUUCCCCUCAUCUGAAGCUCUGUAUGAGCGCUAGCAUGUGAAGAGGCUCUCUAGGACGAGGUGAAAGCUCAAAAGGCGAACUUAUUGGAAAGGAAAAUCCCUUAAUCCCCUAUUUUCUAAAGUUUGAAUUUGCCUUGGAAAUAAUAUCAAAACCUGUCUUAAAAUAUUUAUGUGACCAGCAUCGCGAGUUAGCUACAUGUAGCAGAUGUCAAUGAGAUUCCGGGGAGCUUAUUCACUAACUGGAUGAGCGCCCCACUCCAGUCCCCUUACCUUCAGAUCUGGGUCCGCCACUGUGAUGGCUGAAGUGAUAAGUGUGUAUUAUUGACCCCUAACAUUGCCCCCUUGUCAGGCGGUUGCAAAGCAAAAAUAGGGGCGAAACCUGACAACGACAGACUUACUGCACGGCCAACAAUUUGAUUAACAAUAAACUACUGUGUCACUGGAAAGAUGAGUGUCCCACCGCAAUCCCCUUACUUUCAAAUCUGGGUUCUCCACUGUGAUGGCUGAAGUGAUAAGAAGCCCGUUACAAGACUUCAGCUGAACAAUCAUCUGAUACUCAAAGCUGAGCAGUUUGCCUGGAGGACACUAUGAGUCAAUUGUUAAUUAUUACCGUAUAAUCCAAUUUACGUUUGUUUUUAGGUUUAUCCUGCUGUGGAGUACGACUUUGUUCCCAACAAACUAACCUUGAAUAAAGAAACGGAUGUACUACACAUUCAGUGGGCAGGUACGAUAUCCAACCCCGAGAGUGUUCCAAACAUAUACUAAACGAACUUUCAUGUUGUUGCGUCGUCUUUUCUCAUUCUGCCACGUAAAUAAAUAACAACUCUUAAACUCAACAAUCGGAAUACAUGCAUAAGCAAAUAACGAAGGAUUACAAAAAACUUGCAUUGAAUUAUACAGAUAAACUCUGUCCUAAAAUCAUGACAUUUACUUUGAGUUGUCGACUGGACAUUGACUGGAGACUUCAUCCCACCAUCUUAAAGUCAUUGUCUGUUUGAUAGUCUUUUGGUUUGAAGGGACUGAAAUAUGAUCCUGUUGUUUGUUUGUUUGUUUGUUGUCAUAGGCUCUAACACUCAUAAUAACAACAGUCCCGCAGGUGAUGGACAGGCGGGGGAUGCCGGCGAAGGGAAAGGUGGUAAGUAGGAACGCUAAACUGGUUUUCAGAAUCAAAAAUCUAAAAUUUUCCUUCCUUUCCGUAAUAAUUGUCAGUUCAUUACCUUAACUGUGUGAUCUUGGUCGUUGCUUUACUGCUGAGUUUCUUUUGGCCGAAAACGCCGAAGUUGCUCCCUGGUGCUGAAUGUCAGAGGACGACUCUAGAAACAAGUAUAGCAACGCUUUAGAAUGUUUUGAACGACUUGCCUGUGUUUGACAAAACAAGGAGAUUUUAAGAAAAUAGAAAGAGUGGGCACACUUUUGUUGCCAUCUUGCAAAACUGAAAAGAAAUGGAGUGAAUCCAAUUCAGUACGUUUUAGAAUCCGCCGUUUGAAAAUACGUCGAGCCAGUUCAUACACCCAGUGUGCCAUUUAGGAAAAAAAAAGAAAAACGAAAGAAAGAACAACAACACAACAACAACAACAACAACAACGACCGUGUGGACGGGUUAUCCAUUCCUAGGUAUUUCGAGAACGGACCUCUGGAGCCAGGUUAAUUUUAAGUCUCUAAAAAAAAAAACAAUGUGUUUCUCAGGAACUGAUAGAAACAACAUGGUGGAAACACGCAAUCCGUUAGACAACUACCCGCUGCCAUGGGAGAUGUCUAAACUUUUUCGUGGAGCUACGAUUCGUUGGACAAGCCUGGAAUUCAAGUCUCCCAAAGCUGAAGACAUUGCUGUUAGCUUGGCGACUGCAGGUAUGCAUGAUUUGUUAUUGUAUUUUAACCCCAAAACAAGACAAUUUAGCAAUGCUGCCGGCUUAUUUUUGCCAGGAUGUGCAUUGUUGGUCUGCACCUGAUGUCAGGAACAAAUUGAAACGUUUCUCUUCGCUGGGAACUAAACUCCAUACUAACGCAUUGUCCGCGAGAAAAGUUUUAUGUUAUAACUCACUUGGGAAAAGAGUUAUAGCCUGGGACCCUAACUAGGCGCGCGCUCAUCUAUGGGAUUAUUUGGGGGGACGUGAAUGAAAAAAAACAUGGCGGAAAGCGAAGUGGAAUGUUUCAGGGGAGUUCCUAAAGUUAAUUGUACACAAAAGCACACAGCAACUUGUAUGUCUCGUCAUAAUUCAAGGUGGCUGCUGGACUUGACCCCUUAACAAUCCCACAAAUGCGCGCGCGCUUAGUUUGGGUGCCAGGCUAUCACUCUUUUCCGAAGUGAGCUAUUGACCCCUAACAUGGUCCCUUGUCACGUGGUUGAAAACCAAGAAUAGGCACGUUACCUGUGUGUUUCUUAUAUAGUCAUCCCAGAGAGCAGAGCGUCCUUCUGUCUUCUCGACAACCUCGUUCCCAGGGUCCUCUCUCUCUCGCCACGGGGGCGGAGUAGGAGAGGACCCUGGGAACGAGAUUGUAUUCUUGAGUGAUAAAGAGAAAAGGAGGCUCUGCCUGAAUCGCAUUAAGACUUUCAAGUUGCCGCAGCCCAAACUUCUGGACUAGUCAAUCUUCUUUUCUCCAGUCAUACUUUAUCUUCCCGAGCCCGAGCAGCCGUUUAUCGAUAGAACAAUGGUCGUCACUGAGCCUUGCACCAAGCGCACUACUAUUAGGCCUGGAUUCGAAACUGUAUCGUAGUAACAGACAGCGCAUGCUCAACAAAGACCUUACUCGAUUCACGCAGAGUCUUUCUCAAAUAACGACGAUUUUGAGCAACGCACGUCAACUGGAAGUGGCCUUUUUUCAUUUUUGGACGAUGGUUUUGCCCAUAUUUUCAGUCAAAUCGUCACUAUAGGGGUAAAGAAGCUAAGCAAUACAAAUUUUAUAUCGUCAAGGCAUAUUAAGAGGAAACAAGCCUUACUUCCGGUUGACGCCCGUCGCUCAAAAACGCCGUUGCUUAAGCUCCCUAAUAAUCAAGCAAGCGGAAGAAAGGCUCUCUUGGCUGGUUGCUAGACUGAGGAAUCUUGUACUAAUCCCAGUUCCUUUUUUUCUUUAUUUUCAAGGAUAUUACAGCUGUUUGCGCAAGAGUACUUGUAAUAAAGAUUCUGUGGAAGCAAAGGCAACCAAAAUGGACUCACUUUUGAACAAUGCACCGGCAUCAUUUGGUGGCAUGAUUCUAGAGUUCAGUAAUACAGGAUGUUUUUACUACAUAUGCUCAAGAAAUAACAAUUUUUCAAAUAGAAGUCAAAAGGGUGUAAUUUGUAUCAAUUAA